AUGGAGGACGACAAUGAGACCACAGUGCAGCCCAUCCGUACUGGGCGCUCAACACGGCAAUACUUAUCACGAACACGAUCAAACAAGUCGAACAAAUCAUACAAGUCACGCUCACGGUCUGGUUCAAGGCCAAGUCGACCAAGCAGCCCUCUGCAACGACUUACCUCGGCGAAUUUUAUCGACGAUCACGGUAUCUAUCACCACCACGACGAAUCAGACUAUGAAGAAGAAGUAGAAGAGCAGGAAUCACAGCACGAUGGCAGCAAUGGCCUAUCGACACAAUCGAGCUCCGAGUUGGAGAAGGAAAAGCAAGAGCCGGACGAGAUACCUAUGGAGCCAUUCGGCGCAGAAACAGCACGCGACCUAGAGGCGCAAUCCGAGAAAGAGGAUCCCCCUGCGCUGUCGAGGAAAUCGACAUCCAAGUCCGUCAAGGACCCGAACUUAGUGACCUGGGACGGGCCUGACGAUCCAGCGAAUCCCAAGAACUGGGGCAAGGGAAGAAAAUGGGCGGCUACGCUCGUCGUUUCUUCCUUCACCUUCAUCUCACCAGUGUCUUCCUCGAUGGUUGCGCCAGCCAUCGAUGUCAUCUCGCGCGACUUCAACAUCACGAGCACUGCCGAGCAGCAGCUGGUCCUGUCCAUCUUCGUGCUAGCGUAUGCCAUCGGCCCCCUGUUCCUGGGCCCCAUGUCCGAGCUCUACGGUCGUGUCAGAGUACUCCAAAUUGCCAAUGCCUUCUACUUCAUCUGGAACCUUGCCUGUGGUUUCGCUCAGAACAAAGGUGAGAUGAUGGCCUUUCGCUUCCUUGCUGGACUGGGUGGUAGCGCUCCUCUCGCCAUUGGUGGCGGUAUGCUUAGUGAUUGCUGGAGACCAGAGGAGAGAGGCAAAGCCAUAAGUAUAUACUCACUCGCUCCUUUGCUCGGGCCCGCUGUUGGCCCUGUCGCUGGAGGUUUCAUCGCCGAAAACGUUACCUGGAGAUGGGUCUUCUGGUCGACCUGUAUCGCGUGCUUCUUUAUUCAGCUUUCGGGCGUUUUCUUCCUGCAAGAAACCUACGUUCCGGAGUUGUUGAAGCGUAAGAAGAUGCGUUUGAUCAAAGAGACUGGAAACAAGGACCUGCACACUGAAUACGAUGACCCGAACCGCAAGUUGUCCGUCCACCUGAAAACAGCCUUCACCCGUCCAUUCGUCAUGAUAGGUACACAACCAAUCGUCCAGUUCCUGGCUAUCUACAUUGCCUAUGUGUACGGUCUUAUGUACUUGGUCCUCUCAACUUUUCCAGGUCUCUGGACAGGCAUCUACGGCGAAUCGACCGGCAUAGGCGGCCUGAAUUACAUUUCUCUUGGUCUCGGCUUCUUUCUCGGCACCCAAAUCGGCGCUCCCUUCAACGAUUAUUUCUACCGUCGCCUCAAGAAGAAGAACAACAAUGUCGGUCGCUCCGAGUUUAGAGUACCACUCAUGUUCCCAGGUUCCGUCCUUAUCCCCAUUGGCCUCUUCAUUUACGGUUGGACUGCAGAAUACAAGACUCACUGGAUAGGUCCCAAUGUUGGCGCUGCCAUCUUCUCUGCUGGUAACAUCCUGGUUUUCCAGUCAUGCCAGACUUACAUAAUCGACUCUUAUGCCAGGUACGCCGCUUCUGCGGUGGCUAGUACGACUGUCUUGAGAUCUUUGGCUGGCUUUGGCUUCCCAUUGUUUGCACCUUCUAUGUAUAAUGCUCUAGGCUACGGAUGGGGCAAUUCAGUGCUUGGGUUCAUCGCGGUCGGUCUUGGUCUGCCGGCACCAUUUAUACUCUGGAAGUUUGGUGAGAGGUUGAGAGCGAGGAGUAAGUUUGCUUCUGGUGGUUAG
Aureobasidium uvarum is the source of this 1839-nucleotide messenger RNA. Lineage: Eukaryota; Fungi; Ascomycota; Dothideomycetes; Dothideales; Saccotheciaceae. The record is from the annotation of a GenBank genome assembly.